Molecule: messenger RNA, 3649 nt
Organism: Mauremys mutica (yellowpond turtle)
Lineage: Eukaryota; Metazoa; Chordata; Testudines; Geoemydidae
Product: zinc finger protein RFP-like
Exons: 7
Coding region: 1104-2561 (485 amino acids)
Molecular function (GO): protein binding; zinc ion binding
Source: RefSeq, a predicted model, not a curated record
UAAUGGUAACUUCCUUGCCCUAAAUCUCUUCUGAUAAUAGGCCCAAUGUCUUCCAGAUGGAUUUUAUUAGAGUCCAAUUCACAGGUUAUAACCCAAAGAGCAGUAGGAAUUUCCACUACCUUAGCGAGUGACAGAGGCUCAUUCACAAGCAGAGAUGACAGUGUUUGUCCCCCAGAGAUAAAUCCACCACUCAGGAGUCUGAUAAUUUGGUCUGAAUCUGCAUGUUACUUUCUGAAAAAUGGGUUAAAAACCUCUCACAGUGAAAACCACGUGAUUUCAUACGUCACUGGAAUCAACACAGAUCCACCAGGUCUUUUUGUCACUUGGAAUAGCAUUGCCGACCAGAACAUCGAAGGAGUUAGAUGGAGGCUAAGAAGCUCAUCUGUGCCUCAUGCAAAGCUUUUGGCACAAGGUAUGAACAUGCUGCAGUUGGUGAGAAUCAAGCAGCAGCUCCUGCCAUCAGUGUUCCAGCCACCUGUUUUCCUUCUUCCGCUGUCAGACUAUCUGUAUAUACCUGGUGACCUGUGAGAACAUGGCUAGGAAGACAGGAUUUAGAAAUGAUUGUAUCAAUUGCAGAAGGCAAACAUUAAGCAGAAAUAAAGAUGGUUACUGCCACAGUUAUUGGGUUGAGGUGGAGGGGUAUGACUCUAGGAUGUUCCCCUUCUAAAGGCUGGAAUACCAUUGGCAGCCCACAAUACUUUGUAAAUUUUCCCAGAAACACCUGCUCCAGAGAGCUGUGUCAUGAGCUAUGUUUUAGGUACCUCCAGAGUCCCACAACACAGUGACACAGCAAUGGCGGGAAGAAAUGCUGUAUAGAGCUGUGUGUGGAUGUGGCAGGAGCUGUUUUUCAAACAACUGUUCUGCAGAGUGGCCAUGCUGCACCAUUGCAGGGACCAGGAGUGACGGGUGCUGCCACUCCACAGUCUUUCGUGGUAGAGCCUCACUUUGCCAAAGGAGACAACAAGGUGUUUCUGGACUCGCAAGAGUAACAUGAGACAAUGAAUACACAGGAAACGCCUGUUUGGUGGUCAAAGUUCACAAUCAGCCCAUUUCUGAGAACUGUAAAAUGAAACUAAAUUCAUCUCCUCUCUGCAGAAGCAGCCAUGGCUGCUGUGAAUCCAGCAAAAAUGCUCCUAGAUGAACUGACUUGUUCAGUGUGUACAGAUUAUUUUCAAGAUCCAGUGUCUCUAGAUUGUGGGCACAAUUUCUGCCAAGCCUGCAUCACUCAGUGCUGGGAGGGAUUGCGUACAAACUUCUGCUGUCCUGAGUGCAGAGAAACCUUUUCCCAGAGAAGCUUCAAACCAAACAGACAUCUAAGGAAUAUUGUAGAAGCUUCUAGAACACUUACAUUGGAGCCAGCAAAAGAACCAGAAGUUGGGACAGUGUGUGAAAAACACAAAAGGGUUUUAGAUGUCUUUUGCCAAGAGGAUCAAACCCCCAUUUGUAUGGUUUGCCAUCUGUCCCGAGAUCACAAAGAACACUCUGUGGUUCCCAUAGAGGAGGCUGCCGAGGAUUACAAGCCCCAAAUUCAGAGCCGUUUGACGAGUUUGAAGAAAGAGAGAGACAAGAUUCUGUCGUAUAAAUCGAGUGAGGAAAAUACAAGCCAGGAAUUACUGAAACAGCUACAAACUGAGAAGCAGAAGAUUGUGUCUGAAUUUCAGCAACUGUGCCAGUUUCUGAAGAAACAAGAGCGACUCCUGCUGGCCCAUCUGGAAGAGCUGAAUAAGGAAAUUGAAAAGAGGAGGGAUGAGUAUGUUGCCAAAGUAUCAGAGGAACUAUCCUCUUUCAGUACCCUGAUCGGUGAGAUGGAGCAGAAGUGCCAGCAGCCAGCAAGUGUAUUCCUGCAGGACAUCACAGGCACCUUGAGCAGAUGUGAGAAGGAGAAGUUUCAGAACCCAGUGGCCUUUUCUUCUGAACUGAAAUGGAGAAUCUGGGAAUCUUCUCAAAACUCUGCAAUUCUGGAGACCACAGUGAAGAAAUUCAAAGACACGCUGUCAUCCAGACAACAGUUGGACAUAGCAAACGUGACUCUGGAUCCAGCCACGGCCCAUCCUGAACUCGUCUUGUCUGCGGGUUGGAGAAGUGUGAGAAGGGGACACACAAGGCAGGCUCUGCCCGACAACCCUGAGAGAUUUGACACUGAGCUCUGUGUGCUGGGCUGUGCGGGAUUCACCUUGGGCAGACAUUACUGGGAAGUGGAGCUGGAGGUGGAGGUGGAGGGGAGGGGACACUGGUCUGUGGGGGUGGCCAGAGAGUCUGUGAGCAGGAAGGGACAGAUCAGCUUUAACCCUGAGCGGGGGGUCUGGGCUGUGCUGGGCUGUGAGGAUCAGUGCGUGGCUUUCACCGCCCCUGAGCAGCGCAUCCGCUUGUCCCUGAGCCGGGCACCCCCCAGGGUCGGGGUUUAUCUGGACUACGAAGCGGGGCAGGUGGCAUUUUUCGACGCGGGUAAUGGGGACCCAAUCUUCACUUUCCCGCCGGCCUCUUUCGACGGGGAGAGAAUCCGCCCGUUCUUCCGGGUGGGACUCUGGGGCCCAGGCUGCCAGCUCACACUGCGCCCCUGAAGUGCCCCAUCUGUCCCUGGGAAACAGGCUCCUCUAGCCUCCACCCUCCUGAUCUUUAUGACCCUGGAGGACUGAGCCACCUAGUCUACCCCUCCCCACAAUCCGCACAGACAGGGCUGAAGGCGGGAGUGACGCUCUACCGGUAGCUUUAUGGCUGUGGAGCUCUGUGUGAGGCUCUAGGCUGGGUCUCUAUGCUCCUAGGAGGCCAACUCUGUGUGGAGUGGGGGGGGGUCCCACCACGGAAGGAGGGAGCCCCCGUGGCAGGGACCCAGCCAAGGGCCAGGAAGAGACCCCUCAACUGGGGGCAGGGGAGCAGGGGGAGGCCUGGCUGAAGAGGCUGGAAGGGCAGUGCAGGGGUGUUUAAAAUCAUGUUAGCUGGUCGUUAUUUAGCCACAACCAGCUAAUAUAUAUUUAAAUACAACUGUUAGCGUGUAUGAGGUGCAAAGGCUGGAAUUUCCAAAAGAACCGACGUGACGUAAGACUCAUUGAUUUUCAAUGGAACUUAGGCUGGGAUUAUCAAAAGCACCUAGGUAGUAUUUAUCAUUGUGUUAGUUUAAAUGUGUUCAUAUAUUUUCUAGAAUAAUGCAUUUUCCCCAUGUAUGCAAAUUGCUUCUGUUCUCCUAUUUACCUUAUUAAAGUCCCCCCAUGGAUGCACCUGAGAGGGAAAUUUGUCUGUUAAAACUUUCUGAGGAGUUCUGGUUUGCUGUAUGAGGUGUAUUUUGAGACAGAAAGAAAAGGUUGGUUUCCACAUGGAUUUUGCCAAAAUGAACUGAGACCUUUUGAAAAGCCAAUAAGUUCCCUUGUGUCUGCUGCCCUGUCUAAGAUAGAAUGCAAAAAAAAAACAAAAAAAAAAACCCCUAAAAAUAUAGGAUUGAUGCAAAAUAUAUCAGUGAUGCUGAAGUUCCAUCAUGGACUCGAUUUCCCACUAGAUCAUCUCUUCCACCCACUAUUACACCGUCAGGUAAAUAAGAGUGGGAAUUAUUCUGGUAAUACCAGGACUAUGAAAUAAAUAUGAAUGGAUCAUAUGGAAACCCCCCUUGGGAUGCACUGAAUUAAAAUGAAAAUGGCCAGCGUUACAUACGAGUUAU